Messenger RNA from Teleopsis dalmanni, 1680 nucleotides. RefSeq lists its product as uncharacterized. The coding region runs from base 548 to 1267 and encodes 239 amino acids. The transcript has 2 exons. The record is from RefSeq and is a predicted model, not a curated record. NCBI's taxonomy places the organism in Eukaryota, Metazoa, Arthropoda, Insecta, Diptera, Diopsidae.
UAUCGUGAGUGUUUUUAUUUGUAAAAAACAAUUAUCAUUGCCACGCGGUCCACGUUUCUUUUUUUUAUUAAUUAUAAACGGUACUGGCACCGCAUCGCAAAUUCAUCAAUACCGCUAUCCAAAUCCGCAACGGUGCUUUACGGACCACGUUUAUCAUCUUAUUAAAUAAACGGCACUGGUACCGUAAAAUAAUUUCACCGGUUUGCUGUAUCACCACAUCGCUGCAAAAAUCCGCAACGGUGCUUUACGGACCACGUUUAUCAUUUUUCAUAAAUAAACGGCACUGGUACCGUGAAAUAAUUUCACCGGUUUGCUGUGUAACCACAUCGCUGCCAAAAUCCGCAACGGUGCUUCACGGACCACGUUUAUCAUUUUCUGGAAAUAAACGGCACUGGUACCGUAAAAUAAUUUCACCGAUUUGCUGUGUCACCACAUCGCUGCCAAAAGCCGCAACGGUGCUUUACGGACCACGUUUAUCAUCUUAUUAAAUAAACGGUACCGCUACUGCUGUUUCACCAACAUCGCUGUUUUUCAAAUUUUCCAAUCAAUGGACUGUUGCUGUAAUAGGAGACCAAAGGAUUGUCAGGUUCGUGGGACGGAGAGGAUUGCCAGAUCGAAUUUACUGCGACAACGCAACAAAUUUCGUGGGAGCCUGCCGAGAGCUGAAAGAACUGCAACAAACGUUCAAAGUACAGAAAGACCAGCUGGUGUCAUAUGCUGCACAAGAGGGAAUCGAGUUUGUCUUCAUACCGCCUCGCGCACCACAUUUCGGAGGAUUGUGGGAAGCCGCCGUAAAGUCCGCGAAACAUCUAUUACUUCGAACAGCGGGCAGCGCAAUGCUAACCAACGAGGAACUGCAAACAUUGGUAAUUCAGGUGGAAGCCGUUCUCAAUUCAAGACCAAUCGAACCUCUCAGCCAAGAUCCAAACGACGGUCAAGCACUAACACCAGCACAUCUACUAAUAGGGGAUUCUCUGCGCACGCUGCCGCAAGAAUCAACGCUCGACGUGCAAAACAGCAAUCUGAAUUAUGCGCAGAGAUGGCGGCUGCUAUGCGAGCUCAAACGCAGAUUCUGGCGGGCCUGGUCCAAGGACUAUAUCCUCAACUUGCAAACAAAAACCAAAUGGAUCUUGGAACAGCCGAACGUAGCAGUCGGCCGUCUCGUCGUUGUCCACGAAGACAAUCUUCCCCCUCACCAAUGGUUGAUCGGCAGGGUCCAAGGUACGGUAGUCGGGAGCGACGGCAGGGUACGAGUGGUAGACGUUAGAACAAAGAAUGGAGUCAUAAGAAGGCCAAUUCACAAAUUGGGGUUGCUUCCAACUUGAACACCUAUGGUGCUUCAACGUGGCCGGUGUUAAGACAUUUACAAACAUAUUUAUUUUAUUUAAUUUAUUUAUUUUAACUUCAUUUGAAUUAAUGUUAAAUACUAAUCUCUAUUCACCACUUGCGCACUUCAACCGAUAAAAAGCUCAUCUCAAAUUAACUAUAUGGCAACGCUUGCCUUUACUUCUUUUAAUACGGUUGUGCAAUGCACUUUUGCCUUUGGGUUUCUUUCUUUUUAUUUUACUCGCAGACUAAGACGGUCGGUUCGGUGAAGUGCGCAAGUGGCAAUUGAACUUAACAAAUUAAUUUUGAAUAAAACAUAAAUAGUGAAAUCAUAGAUCCCGUUUUUAAUUUUGA